CCCGACACCUGCGCUUAUUCACGAACGUCGACCACGACAUCGAGAGCCUCGCCGCUCAUGUCUGCGUUCUCGACGUUCCUACGCCCUUUACCUGCGACUCGCAGAACAUAUUCUGUCUUUUCGAAACCUGGCGGUGGCAGAUACUUCAACUCCGCCAAACCUCUCCAAGCAACCAACAAGAAGGUCGAUGCCUCGAGCAACGCGAAUACCGAGACGCAAUCCUCGUCAGAUCCUACGGAAGACUCGUCCACAGCUCCCCCUGGUCAGUCUGUGAAUGACGCAAAGUCGUCCAUUGUCACGCCCUCGCUUGGUGUCGGCUUCGCUCCCUUCCACUCGCCAGUGAACCCACAUGAUCUCAAGCUUCACCAGUUUUUCUCCUUGCACCGACCUCUGCUCAACAUCGGCCAGCCAGGAAUUACCAUAUUUGACCCUCUGCCCUCGUCGUUCACGUUUCCCCCGGAGACCGACGCGGAGACGGCCAAAUCCGGAUCCCUCGAGGAUCCACCAGAGGCCUCGCUCGAGUCAGACGCUGAUGCCGCACGGCAGCUUGCAAGAGCAAUGGUGACGAAUAGGAUCAGUGCUGCGCUCUCGUGGGAGCAGACGUUGCAGAGGCUGGGCCUGAAUGAGACGAAGGGUCGAGCUGAGGAAGUGAGCGCUGCUCAGGCGGAGUUCGACGCGUACAUGGAUAGUACCAAGAGGAAGAGGCGCAGGAAGAUGAAGAAGCAUAAGCUGAAGAAGAGGAGACGGCUAACUCGGAUGCAGGAGGAGAACCGGGGGAGGAAAUAGGUUUCAUGGUAUUUGUCGCGACAUUCAGUUCCCGCACGCUCAGUUUGUUCGUACUUCCAACACUUUCAACAUCAUCAUUUAUCGAUUUUGCCAUCCACGACCGUUUCACCUGAUACCAUCUAAGAGCGCCCUUAACGCUUGAUUCGCCCGGCAUGCCAAUUCAUUUAUGAUCCCGUGGACAAUUAUACAGAAGGUGCGUUUACCGCGUGCGUUCGGGGCGAAGGUACGUUGCAUAUUC
Messenger RNA from Phanerochaete carnosa HHB-10118-sp, 1024 nucleotides. RefSeq lists its product as uncharacterized. The transcript is spliced from 3 exons. The record is from RefSeq and is a predicted model, not a curated record. Bases 58 to 786 code for a protein of 242 amino acids. Gene Ontology annotation, cellular component: mitochondrion. Lineage: Eukaryota; Fungi; Basidiomycota; Agaricomycetes; Polyporales; Phanerochaetaceae. Gene Ontology annotation, biological process: mRNA processing.